Messenger RNA from Henningerozyma blattae CBS 6284, 978 nucleotides. It is a transcript of the gene PEX10, whose product is annotated as ubiquitin-protein ligase peroxin 10. Gene Ontology annotation, cellular component: peroxisomal membrane. Gene Ontology annotation, biological process: protein import into peroxisome matrix. The transcript is spliced from 2 exons. The record is from RefSeq and is a predicted model, not a curated record. NCBI's taxonomy places the organism in Eukaryota, Fungi, Ascomycota, Saccharomycetes, Saccharomycetales, Saccharomycetaceae. The coding region runs from base 1 to 978 and encodes 325 amino acids. Gene Ontology annotation, molecular function: zinc ion binding.
AUGCGGAAAGACUCAUAUUUGCCUCUCUUUGCAGAUGCACCUACUAUUUUGCAAGCACAUCAAAAAGAUGAACAAGUAGAAUCAAUUCUUACUCUAAAGAUUAGAGAAGUUCUACGUUUGAUUAAGGGUCAACUUUUUAUAAAUCUGCAUCCUAAUGAAAUUGCUUUAUUUGGUAAAUUAUUAUAUUUAUCGAUUACUACAUUGCGGGGAAAGCGAACACUUGGUGAAGAAUAUACCGACUUGUUCAUCGUUAAUCGCAAAGGUACCAAUUUUGUAAAAAGGUAUAAAAGAUUAUUAUUUGUUUUGUCCUACCUUUUGGGACCCUAUCUAUUGUCAAAGAUCAGUAAUGCUUUGAAAUAUCUAAAGGUUAAAUGGAAUCUGGCAGCAGAGAAGCGCAGUAAUGAUGAAUCUAAGACACCACAGGAUGAAGAACCACAUGUUGAUACAAUUUCUCAAUAUUUUGAUGGUCUUAAUCGAAUAGCAAAUUUGCAUCUUUUAUUAUUCUAUUUUACAGGUGCAUAUUAUGACUUAAAUCGAAGAUUAUUUGGUCUAAGGUAUGCAAUUUCUCAUAAACUUGAUAACAGUGAGUUGGAGAUUAGAAGGGCUAAUUCUAAAAGCUACAGAAUUUUAGGGUAUAUUUUAUCUAUGCAACUGGCGAUAAAGGGGCUUCCGUAUUUUAAAGCAUUUUACAAAACUCUAAUAUAUGACGAUAAUCCAAUUUCAUUAAAUAAGGUGACAACCAAGAAUGUCAAAUACAAUAAUGAAAAAAUUGAUUUAAAGAAUCCAAAAAUAUUACCAUACAUACCCGAAGAAUCAAGAAAAUGUAUUUUAUGUAUGAGUUUUAUGAUUAAUCCAAGCUGUGCGCCAUGUGGUCAUAUAUAUUGUUGGAAUUGUUUGAUAAAUUGGUGCAAAGAGAAAGAAGAAUGUCCCUUGUGUAGACAAAAAUGUGAUUUACAAGAAAUUCUACCUCUUCGAUAA